AUGACCAUCCAGUACCCACGGAACAUCCUGUAUACGAACAAUCCCGCCAGGAAUCCCGCCGUCCCUGUUACAGCCACUAGGAUCCGCUUGUUCCGAGGCAGUCACUGGGGUUACACCAGCCGCAGAAAGCAACUCCGUCUGUCUGCGAAUCGCUCCGCGAGUCGGCAGAAGAAUACGCCGGGUGGGCGAUCACAUGCGUUCAUCGUCAUCGCCAACGCGUCCAACGUCCGCGUUAUCGAUAGGAACACAAUGUCACGUCCUGCCGCGUACAGGGAAGAAGAUGUUCUCGGAUGGACGUCUUCCGGAGGACUCGGGGUGCGAACAUCGGGCUCGAGGAGUUCGAUGCGGGGGUUGCAAGGCACGACUGAUAGUGCCAGCACGUGGGUGCAAGUGCGUGCGGGGAAUGUGGAGACUUUCCCUGUGGAGAUGGGGAAGAGAGCUAAGCGAGACGAUGCAGAGGAAAGAAGAGAAGAGUGGGGAAGAAGAGCUCCGGAAGGCUCCGGACCACGGCCCGUGCCUAUCCGCACGGUCUUCCUGAGAGCCGACCUCUCGAGUGCCUUCAUGAGCCUUCGGAAUUGUCGGCUGCAAGUGGUAGACCUCGAAGCCCCGACUCGGAUCAAGGCCGCCUGUGUGGGAGGUACAGAUGUAGUGGAACGGUCGCUCGAGCCUCGAGAAUUAGGUGGGAGAAUCGUUUUGAACAGACGGCGCGGAGAACGGUGGAUCCAACUUCACGGUAUGAGCUGUAACCUGUUGCAAGGAGGAGAAGCCAAGCUUGCACUGGCAAGAGAGCUGUCAUACGCGUACAUCAACGGCUGUAAGUGCAGCUCGGAUCACCACGCUGUGAUUCUGGUCCAGAAUGUUCGAGAUGCACGGGUGGGAGAUCCGGAGGGGUUUUCAGCUGCACGCGACCACGCGGCGUCGGGCAGCGCCGGGAAAAACACGUCGGCGAGCUGGUGUUCGACUGGUGCACAGAGCGUCGACCCAUUUCCAGUCUAUAAAAGACGAUCUCGCUGCGUCACGAAGAGCUCGUGCGGAUGCGCUUCCGGAUCCCCGCCGUUGCUCGAUGCUCGUCAUGUUGCCGACAUGCCAUGGCUUGCCAGCGAGGAGGAGAGUGCGGGAGCACACGAGCAGGCGAAGAGUGCCUGGUUUAAAUAG
This is a messenger RNA of Coniophora puteana RWD-64-598 SS2, 1155 nucleotides long. RefSeq lists its product as uncharacterized. The record is from RefSeq and is a predicted model, not a curated record. NCBI's taxonomy places the organism in Eukaryota, Fungi, Basidiomycota, Agaricomycetes, Boletales, Coniophoraceae. Bases 1 to 1155 code for a protein of 384 amino acids. The transcript is spliced from 10 exons.